This is a messenger RNA of Chrysochloris asiatica (Cape golden mole), 1545 nucleotides long. RefSeq names its product transmembrane protein 117 (gene TMEM117). NCBI's taxonomy places the organism in Eukaryota, Metazoa, Chordata, Mammalia, Afrosoricida, Chrysochloridae. The record is from RefSeq and is a predicted model, not a curated record. Gene Ontology annotation, biological process: intrinsic apoptotic signaling pathway in response to endoplasmic reticulum stress. The coding region runs from base 1 to 1545 and encodes 514 amino acids. The transcript is spliced from 12 exons.
AUGGAUAAAGACUUUCGUUAUUAUUUUCAGCAUCCCUGGUCUCGCCUGGUUGUGGCUUAUUUGGUGAUCUUCUUUAACUUCUUAAUAUUUGCUGAAGAUCCAGUUUCUCAUAGCCAAACAGAAGCCAAUGUUCUUGUUGUUGGAAACUGUUUUUCAUUUGUAACAAAUAAAUACCCUAGAGGAGUUGGCUGGAGGCUUUUGAAGGUGCUUCUAUGGCUACUUGCCAUUCUCAUAGGACUAAUAGCUGGCAAAUUUCUGUUCCAUCAGAGUUUGUUUGGUCAGCUACUCCGGCUAAAAAUGUUUCGAGAGGAUCAUGGAUCAUGGAUGACAAUGUUCUUCAGCACAAUUCUCUUUCUCUUCAUAUUUUCUCAUAUAUACAACACGAUUCUUCUAAUGGAUGGGAACAUGGGAGCAUACAUCAUUACAGACUACAUGGGCAUCCGAAAUGAAAGUUUCAUGAAAUUAGCUGCAGUAGGGACCUGGAUGGGGGACUUUGUCACAGCUUGGAUGAUCAAAGAUUACUGCCUUCAGGAUAAGGUAUAUCCUUCCUGGGGUUCAUUGAGCUAUCCGUUUUGGAAGAAAGGCAACGUGAAGUUACUUCUUUUAUGGACGGUUCUUUUUACUCUGACUUCUGUGGUUGUACUUGUUAUCACAACGGACUGGAUCAGUUGGGACAAGCUGAAUCGGGGAUUUUUGCCCAGCGAUGAAGUUUCCAGAGCCUUUCUGGCUUCUUUCAUCUUGGUCUUUGACCUCCUCAUUGUGAUGCAGGACUGGGAAUUCCCACACUUCAUGGGAGAUGUUGAUGUAAAUCUCCCCGGGUUGCACACGCCUCAUAUGCAGUUCAAGAUUCCCUUCUUCCAGAAGAUCUUUAAGGAGGAAUAUCGUAUUCAUAUAACAGGUAAAUGGUUUAAUUAUGGAAUCAUCUUUCUCGUCUUAAUUUUGGAUCUUAAUAUGUGGAAGAACCAGAUAUUUUAUAAACCUCAUGAAUAUGGGCAAUAUAUUGGCCCAGGACAGAAGAUUUAUACAGUGAAAGACUCUGAAAGUUUAAAGGAUUUGAACAGAACCAAGCUAUCCUGGGAAUGGAGGUCUAAUCACACCAACCCUCAGACUAAUAAAACAUACGUUGAGGGAGACAUGUUCUUACACAGCAGGUACAUAGGGGCUAGCCUUGAUGUCAAGUGUCUGGCCUUUGUUCCAAGUUUGAUUGCUUUUGUGUGGUUUGGAUUCUUCAUCUGGUUCUUUGGACGGUUUUUGAAAAAUGAGCAAGGCAUGGAGAACCAAGACAAAACUUACACCCGCAUGAAAAGAAAAUCCCCAUCAGAGCAUAGCAAAGACAUGGGAAUCACUAGAGAAAAUACCCAGGUUUCAGUGGAAGACCCAUUGAAUGACCCUCCUUUGGUUUGCAUCAGGUCUGACUUCAACGAGAUAGUCUACAAGUCUUCCCACCUAACAUCAGAAAACUUGAAUUCACACUUGAAUGAAUCUACCAGCGCAACAGAGGCUGAUCCAGACCCAACUACUUCUAAAAAUACACUUACGAACUAG